Messenger RNA from Diaporthe citri, 456 nucleotides. RefSeq lists its product as uncharacterized. The transcript has 4 exons. The record is from RefSeq and is a predicted model, not a curated record. Lineage: Eukaryota; Fungi; Ascomycota; Sordariomycetes; Diaporthales; Diaporthaceae. Bases 1 to 456 code for a protein of 151 amino acids.
AUGCUCGCACCAGCACGGCUUAUCCACAGCCACUAUCGCAAGCGCGACCUCACUGUGGCGGCCGAGAUCCAAUUGGAUGCCUAUCUGCGUCAACUAUCGACGGGCAGCCAGAUCGAGUUUCGCAUCGCCCGCACCCCGGAGCCCUUCGCGACUGUUUCCCUAAAUGACAUUCUGGAAAGCGACGAGCCCAGACCGUCUCGACCGCCCUCUCUCCGGCGACAAUUCGCACCCUCGAAGCCCCCGACCCCUUCCUCAGUAGUGGGCCGCAACUACAGCACGACAGACUCGUCCGAGGAGACCUCGGGUAUGAGCAGCACCAGGUCCGCCUCCCCGCGCCGGUCGAGCCUGUUCUCCCCCGACCCGGCGCUCGCGGACGACGAGGGCGAGACCACUGGGCCGGAGCGCGACGUUUCACGGGGCAGUCUCGCCGCCGGGCGAGACGCUGGGACGGGGUGA